Microplitis mediator is the source of this 1766-nucleotide messenger RNA. Its product is annotated as speckle-type POZ protein-like. The transcript is spliced from 2 exons. Bases 372 to 1388 code for a protein of 338 amino acids. The record is from RefSeq and is a predicted model, not a curated record. Gene Ontology annotation, cellular component: cytoplasm. Gene Ontology annotation, molecular function: ubiquitin protein ligase binding. NCBI's taxonomy places the organism in Eukaryota, Metazoa, Arthropoda, Insecta, Hymenoptera, Braconidae. Gene Ontology annotation, biological process: proteasome-mediated ubiquitin-dependent protein catabolic process; regulation of proteolysis.
UUAACGUUUCGGUAAUGAGUAUUUUCAAAAUUAGUGUUUAAUUCAUUUUUAUUAUUGGAUGUAAUUAUUAAAAUUGAUUCGCUGUGAUUCAAAAAUCGCGCUGCAUUUUGUUGCCAUCAAAAGAUGGUGCUAACAUUGAAUACUAAAGUAAAAUAAAAAAGAUAAAUAAGGCUUCAGACGCUUAGGUUAUAAAGUAUCAAAAGUUAUUAUAUUUUUCAUCUCAGUGAUUUAUAAUCAGUAACACCGUAAUUGAUAUUUUAUUAAUAUAUAUUAUUAUAAUAUUAAACUAUUGAUAAAUAUAUACUCAACUAAGUUUCAAAUAAAUUUAAUUUAAAAAAUUAAGUUUCAAGUAUUUUUUGUUUUUGAACAAAAUGAAAAUUUUAUGUGACUCCUAUCCCGAAAAGCACAUAGUAAUUUAUGAAUGGAAGAUUCAUGAAAUAUUACCAUUUAUUGAGUCUACUAAAAACGAUAAAGGUCCAGUAGAGCUUAACUCAUCAAACUUUACUGUAAAUGACAAGGCUGAAAAUUUAUGGUAUUUACAACUGAGUCUAUCAGAAGAAAAGGAAUGGAUAUCACUGUUCUUGCGUCGUAAUGGAAAAAAUAAAGUAAGAAUAGAGUGUUUACUAUUUUUUUUAGACAGCAAAAAUAAAAAAGAAUUUAUAUCAAAUUCCUACAUAAGUUACGACUCGAAUGAUGCGUUCGGAGAGGAACGAUUUCUUGAAAUAAAAGAGUUACUGGAAAAGAAAGAUGAUCUUAUACCAAAUAACACCUUAACUGUAGGUGUUGAGAUGACUGUUUUUGACGAUUACAGAUCAUUUACUAGUGAUUAUCCGUUGCAAAAACGACAGCGUAAAAUAGCUGAUGCUCUGAAAAAACUCUUUGAUACCAAAAUAAACAGUGACGUUAUUUUCGUUGUGGGUAAUGAAAAAUUUAAAGCUCACAAGCUCAUACUGUCCACUCGUAGUCCUGUAUUUUUCGCAAUGUUCACCCAUGAGAUGAAGGGAAAAAAAGACAGUGAAGUUGAUAUACCUGAUAUAGAUCCGGAAAUUUUCAAUAAAAUGCUGGAGUUUAUUUAUACCGACGAGAUAAAUAAUUUGGAUGCAGAUGCUGCGUAUUUGUUAGAAGCUGCAGAUAAAUAUCAAUUGCUGAACCUUAAAAGUUUAUGCGAAGAAUCAUUAUCUAAAUCAUGCAGCAUUGAUAAUGCAAUUAAACUGAUGAUUUUAGCAGAUCUGCAUAAUGCUAAUCAAUUGCUGGAAUUUAUUUGUAAAUUUAUGAUAAGAAAUCUCAAAGAUGUGGUUAAAACUUCAGAGUAUGAAGUAUUAGAAAUAACUAAACCAUUGUUAUUAUUAAAAUUAUUAAGAAAACAAGCAGACUUGAACGAAAAUUAAUGCUUCAAUAAAUUAAAAAUACUUGGUAUAUUAGGAGCUAUUACCGGAAAGGACUUGGUUAAUGAGAGGACAAGAUUGGAGUGGAAUGACAUUAAAAAUUUGAUAUUUUAUUUCAAAGAGGAUUAAUACUUGUUUUGUAAAUAUAAUAAUUUUCAUUUUUAAAAAAUAUACUUAAUAUACUGUCAUUAAAUUAACAAUAGGAGUAGACAUUAUGGUGUGAAUAGCUUUUAAUUUUUUCCACCACUAAGUAAAAAUUAGUUUAUAUAAAGUAACACUAGUUUAUUUGUAGUUUGUACAAAAGUAAAGAUUUGUGUACUUUCGAAUCUUUUUGUUUUGAAAAAUAUUUUUUAAAAUUUAAUUAAAUUCUUUGAAAACGUA